Salvia splendens (bonfire salvia) is the source of this 1149-nucleotide messenger RNA. RefSeq names its product exocyst complex component EXO70A1-like. Gene Ontology annotation, biological process: exocytosis. The transcript has a single exon. The coding region runs from base 1 to 1149 and encodes 382 amino acids. NCBI's taxonomy places the organism in Eukaryota, Viridiplantae, Streptophyta, Magnoliopsida, Lamiales, Lamiaceae. The record is from RefSeq and is a predicted model, not a curated record. Gene Ontology annotation, molecular function: phosphatidylinositol-4,5-bisphosphate binding. Gene Ontology annotation, cellular component: exocyst.
AUGGAGCUAUGGAUUCAGGUCUCCAAAAUCUGCGUAAAAAUCCUCUUCGAGAGAGAGAAGAAACUCUGCGAUCAGAUCUUCGGUGACGUCGACGCCGCUGCUGCCGCCGACUGCUUCAUCGGAACAGUGAAGGACUCCGCGGUCCUUCUGUUCCGAUUUGCGGAGGAUCUUAGCCUCAGGAAGCAGCCGCACCACACGAUGGCGGCGGUUCUCGAUGUUUACGAGGCGUUCCUUUGGGUGCUCCCCAGCACAGAGGCUUUGUUUGCCUCUACACCGGGGAAGGGGAUCAGGGACGUAUGCUCCCAGGCAUACUCUCUCAUCCAAGGAGACGCCGUCAGGAUGCUGUACGACCUGCAGCACGACAUCCUCCACGAUGCGGCAGCCUCAGACGAGCAGGGCGGGGGCGGGGUCCACCCCACCACGAAUUUCGUGGUGGGGCAGAUUGAGGUAGUGGUGAAAAAUAAAGACCUGCUCACGGGGCUGAUCAGAUCCGCCCCGUCGCUGAAUUUUGGCGACACCGCAAUUCCAGACGAGGAAUUGCGGCAGUACGCCAACGGCAGCGGUUUCCUGGAGCAGUACUUGGUCCUGACCGUCAUAGUACUGCUCAGGAACCUCGACAAGAAAUCGAGGAGCUACGGAGACCCCUGUCUAGGGCAUCUGUUCGCGAUGAACAAUCUCCGUAGCAUCCUGAAGGCGAUCGAGGCGUCGCCCAACCUGCAGGAGAUGGUCGGGGGACGUCUGAUCACCAAGAUGAACGACGACCUAGCGUCCGCCCGGGCGAGCUACGAGACAACCACGUGCGAAAAGUUCCUAACGUGCUUGCGCCGCGAUGGGAUCUAUACGAGCCGCUGCUGCUUCCGAUCGCGGGCGUCGAAGGCCGCGGUGAGACGGCGGCUGAACAGCUUCAACGAUGUGUUCAAGAAAGUUGAUGAAUUGCAUUCUCUUUGGAAGAUUCCGGAUCUUCAACUAAGAAAUGAAGUUCGUCUUCGUAUGUCGGAAAUUUUGGUACCACGUUAUAGAAAAUUUAUUGAAGAAUUUGGUAAUAAACCUGAGACAAGGCUACUACUAGUUGAAGGUAACAUGAAGCAUCGACCUGAGGAACUUGAGGCCUUAGUUCGACAAAGAUUGUUUGCAAAUAGUGAUUCUUGA